Messenger RNA from Papaver somniferum (opium poppy), 3664 nucleotides. RefSeq lists its product as uncharacterized. Bases 134 to 3439 code for a protein of 1101 amino acids. The transcript has 24 exons. The record is from RefSeq and is a predicted model, not a curated record. NCBI's taxonomy places the organism in Eukaryota, Viridiplantae, Streptophyta, Magnoliopsida, Ranunculales, Papaveraceae.
AAACCCUCUCUCUCACUCUCCGUCUAUCCUGGUUUUUCCCGCGGGAGCAAGUCUACAAAUUAGUGCAAAAUACAUUGACAAUUAACAAUCUAAAGCCCUAAAAACGAAUAGAAGCUUAAAUUUGCUGACAGAAAUGGAGGAACCACACUUGUGGAUAUCAGAUUCGACUAAUUCAACUGUGAUUUCUUCGACUAUCGGCAAAGUAAUCAACACUCUUCUCACUUCUCGUCCCAAAAAACUAGAAGACUCCAUUUCUUAUCUUGGCUCUGCUUCUCUGAAAACUUCUGGGAGUUUGGAAGAACCACUGUGUGUUCUUAAAAAGUAUGUUAGGGAUGCAGUAGAGAAACAAGAGUCAUUGGAUCAAAUUCUUGUUCCGAUGAUUGAAAAUUCAUUGACGUGGAAGGAUUCAAGACGAUCCAACCAAGUUUUGAUACUUCUUAAUUGGUUAUUCGAGGAUGAACUUCUUUUUGAAGCUGUUGCAGUUGAUCUGGUGACCGUUAUUAAGAGAAAAGAUGAUCGUUAUAUUGCUCUUGGAUGGUGCACAUUGAUACGCGCACUUGUAGAACAUGGGAUAACUAAGAAGCAAUCUUCAGAUAUUGGGAUACAAGUGAAGCACCAGAAACUAUUGAAGAUUUUUUCCUCUUCAAUUUCACAUCUUUCGUCUCUUGUUUGUAGUGGGAGCAAAUUGCAGGACGGAUAUGAAUUGCCUACUCGUCUUUCAGUAGCUGUUGCUGAUUGUGUUCUUGUGCUUACUGAAGCAUUAAUAGUAAAUGCAUCUACUUCAAAUAGAUCGCUGUCCGCAGAUAAAUCAAAUAUUCUUGCUGCAUCAACAACUAGUGCUAGUAAUGAGAAGCAAGUGAAUUCAAUUUCUACACUUCCACAAGGCACUGAAAACGUGGAGAUGGAGAUUAUGCUUUGGAAUCAUUUGGAUGAACUCAUUAAUCUUGUGCUGAAACUCUUGGCUUGGAGCAGAAAAAGCCGGCCUUUACAUGCCAAAGGAUUGGAGCAAGUUUUACAGUGGUUGCGGGAGAUAAAGAAACAUUACACUCUUGUUCCAGAGCAGGCAGGUGAUGAUACAGUUAAAACUGGAACGGCAUUACUUUCUUCUUGUUGGAAACACUAUUGCAUGCUUCUGCGGUUAGAGGAUUACAGAUUUUCUAAGAGCUACAUGGAGAUGUUGAACCAGUAUAUAUCAGGCAUCCAGUUUUAUAUGAUGGACUACAGUGACGAUCAAUCCGGAAAUAAAGACGGCGGGAAUGAUACCAUCAAGUUUUUCCUGAGUUGUAUUUCUCUUUUACUGGGGCGCCUUGACAGCAAGCAGUUUGAAAUUGCAAUGUCAGAACACGGUUUGCCAUUAUCACAGAAUCUCUUGUCACAGCUUCAAUGUGUUGAUGAAGAUGUGAUAGAACGAGUUGUUUGUAUCCUAAGGGUAACUCUCUUUAAUAUAAACUAUACUUCGAAGAAAAGCAGUAUCCUUGAUAACCUGGUGUCCGAAGAAGUUCUAUCCUUGUUGCUAAACCUUCUAGAUGAGAGGGAUGGCAUUGCCAAAGCUGUUGUUUCGUUAAUUGCUGAAUUCUGCAGCAGAAACAUAGAUGGCGAAUGCCUUCAGGAAGUCUUCACGCGCCUUAGUUCCGGGAAUUCCCUGCAGAGGAGGAACGCCAUUGAUGUCGUUUCAGAACUUGUCCAUGUGUCUUCUGGUUCAGAAAAACCACUUCCAAUUUCCACGCGAAAAAACAUGAUCAAACACCUAAUAGAUCGCCUUGGAGACGACGAACAUUCCAUACGCAUACAAUCUUCCAAUCUACUCGCGAUGAUGACUGAUCCUCACUUAGUUCUGCCUGAUCUCGUUCGCCUCGUUUACUCUCCAGAUGAACGUACAAGAUCUUCUGCAUGUGAUGCUCUUGCUGCAGUGCUCAAAUUCCAUAACAAGAGUCCUAAUUUGAUAAUUAUGUUAAUCGACUAUCUCAGCAAUCUGUAUCAUAGCUCCGGACUUCCAAGAACUCCUGGAGGAGAAGGUGGAGGCUCAAAUCUUGACAGUGAUAUAAUACUUGGGCUUGUGCCAGAGUGGGCAAAAAGUGUUGAAGACUGGAGCAUUUUUAUCGAACAAUUAGUAGACAAGAUGUUUUCAGAACCCUCAAAUGUGAUUAUUGUCCGUUUUCUGAGCUGUAUCAAUGAGCACCUUGCGGAUGCCCCAAAUGUCUUACUCCCUCGAAUUCUCCUCUACAUGCAAGGACAGAAGGAGAUGUGUAGAAAGUUCUUGGCUACAGGAGCAAGUGGGAUAGAUAAGGGUGAUGAUUCUUGUAAAUUGAGGGAUUCUCUGUUUGAUCGUCUCUGUCCACUACUCAUAAUCAGGCUUCUUCCAUUAAGAGUAUUUGAUGAUCUUAACUCCUCCACUAUGUAUGGUCAUCCUCUCAUUGAAGGAUUUGUGGAUGAUACAACAGACUCCAGCGUUGAGAACCACUCAAGUAUUGCUGUUCUUCUUGUUAAUAGAGCAUUUAAUAAAUAUGAAUUUGAAGAUGUCAGAAAGCUUGCAGCCGGAUUAUGUGGUCGCAUUCAUCCUAAGGCUCUCUAUCCAAUGAUGCGAUCCCAGUUGGAGACUGCCACAUGUUCUCUGGAUAUAGUCAAGAUAAAAGCGUCUUUGUUUGCAAUUUGUACUUCCCUUGCGUUAAGGGGUAGUGUUCCGUCUCUGCAUCCUGUUAUGCUUGAGAUAAGGAAAAUAUUGGAAACGGUUCUGACUUGGCCGUCUUUGGAUGGUGAUGAAGUCUCUAAAGCACAACACGGGUGCAUUGAUUGUUUAGCACUGAUGAUUUGUGCUGAGCUACAAACUGCCGACUCGUCGAAGGAGUUCUCUAUGAGCAAAACUAAUAAAACAGGUGAAAAGGAAAAGAGUUCUCAUGAAAAUGUUCCUACAGCGAAUUCAGUCCUCAAUCAUGUGAUCCAGCAAUUGAUUCAAGAUAGGAGUGACCAUGGGCUUGAAAAACCUGUCCUGCUUUCUUUUCGUUUAUGCAUGGCUAAUGUUAUUAUCAGUGCUUGCCAGAAGAUCUCGAACCCCAGAAAGAAGAGACUCGCUAAAAAAAUUGUUCCUGUUCUCAUUAAUUCUGCUGCGGUGAUUACUAACUCGGACGUUAGAGCUGCAUGCAUACAAGUUCUAUUCUCAGCUGUGUAUCAUCUCAAAUUGGCAAUUCUUUCUUACUCGUCUGAUCUACUUAGACUUUCUAUAAAAGCUCUUGAAGAAGGUUCAGAUAUGGAAAAGAUGGCAGGAAUGAAGUUGAUGGCAUCACUUAUGUCAAGUGAAGAUGAAAUCGUGGAGAGUAUUGGAAAUGGGCUACUUGAAGCAAAGUCUCUUCUAAAAAGUAUUUCGGUGAUGAAUACCGCUUCACCAGAAUUGAGACAAAUGUGUGAGAAGUUGGGAGUAUGCAUGAUGUCUCCGAUCAGAUGAUAUCUGUCCAACUUCUCCAAAUUGCACACCUGCAUGUAUAUUUUUAAAAUCUUUCAUCCAACAUGAUAUGAGUUGCAUCUUUUAGAAUACUUGUUUCUUAAAAUUUAAAGGAAGAACUUUAGAGCUUUCUUGUCCUGAUUUACAAAAUACCACCCAGUGAAGAGCUUCAUUAACAGGAAGCCGCACCCAUAUGGGAUAUUUCUUGAAUAUAAAUUCUUAACACUA